Messenger RNA from Iphiclides podalirius (scarce swallowtail), 240 nucleotides. NCBI's taxonomy places the organism in Eukaryota, Metazoa, Arthropoda, Insecta, Lepidoptera, Papilionidae. The record is from the annotation of a GenBank genome assembly.
AUGUUUCAAACAGGAAUGCUUUUUUGGCGGCGACCGAGUUUCCCCAUAACAAAAGUCCAUAUCUCAACACAGAUGCCACGUAACCAUGGUGUUCGUGUGAGAGAGGUUGGCCAUAAAGGAAUAUUUGCCCCAACUUUCUGCAUUGGCGAGGGCCGUUAUGAAGAUGUGACGGAACCAAUCGCCGGGGCGGUCGGCGGCGCUUUGGAGUCGAGCGGUGAAAACUCUUAUGGCUAUGGUAGU